AUGAAGUUGGCUGUUCUGCUGGUUGCUCUCGCACCAGUAGCGACUACAGCUGCCCAACACAAGUCUGCUGAUGACUGGAUCACCACCAUCUGGGAUGACUUCAAGAAUGCAGUGGACUGCUUCAGCUGCCAGGCCCUCCUCGGCGGUCUCAAGCUUGUCUCCGGCCUUGGUGAAUCCUUUAUGGAGGAUGUUAUUACCGGUGUCUGCUCCAUCAGUGGUGCUGAAGACAGCGAUGUGUGCGCUGGCGUGAUUGCCAACGAAGGGCCUGCUGUUUAUUACUCGCUGAAGAAUCUGAAACCGGGCUCUCACACAGCCAAAACAUUUUGUGCAAGCUUGGUCGGUCUAUGCGAAUUCCCCAAAGUCCGUCCAUACGAGAUCUCCUUUCCUUCGCCCAAGCCACCAACCACCCGCCCUCUACCAAGCGAUAAAGCCCCGAUCAAGGUUGUCCACUUCAGCGAUACUCACGUGGACCUCUCCUACGAGGAAGGAUCUAACUACGAUUGCUCGAAACCGAUCUGCUGCCGCGCAUAUACUGAGAAAGACGCCCCCGGAAACACAACUUCACCAUGCGGACCCUGGGGAAAUUCCAAGUGCGACCCGCCGCAUCGCCUACAAGAGAGCAUGAUGGCUGCUAUUGCACAUAUCAAUCCCGCCUUCUCGAUAUACACCGGAGACGUAGUCGCCCACGACGUCUGGCUUGUCAAUAAAACAGAAGUCCUCCAAGACUUGAACGCGACCUACAGCUCCAUGGAAAAUAACUUGGGACUUGUUUAUGCCGCUCUUGGUAACCACGACGCUGCCCCUCUCAACCUCUUUCCAUCCGACAAAAUUCCAAGCGAAUAUAAUCCCCAAUGGGCUUACGAUGCCCUCGCGGAAGACUGGCUCACCUUAACUGGCAUUCCCUCCGUGCAAAAGGCCAGCGAAUAUGGUUCUUACUCCGCCGUGCACCCAGACAGCAAACUACGAAUAAUCUCCUACAACAGCAUCUUCUACUACAAAUAUAACUUCUUCUCUUACACCGAGCCCAUGGAAUUCGACCCAAAUAACCAGUUGGACUGGCUCAUCGCCCAGCUACAAGAAGCCGAAGAUGCGAAGCAGCGCGUCUGGCUUAUCUCCCACAUCCCAACCGGUAACUCGGACCAUUUCCGCGACCACUCUCACUAUUUCGACCAGAUUAUUCAGCGGUACGAUGCGACAAUCGCCGCGCUCUUCUUUGGACACACCCAUACGGAUGAGUUCCAGUUGUCGUACUCCAACUACAAGGAUCGAAGCUGGGACACCGCGACGGCAAUGGGCUACGUCGCGCCUUCAAUGACACCUACCUCCGGCCCCCCUUCAUUCCGGGUCUACGAGAUCGACCCCGUUACCUUCGGCGUCAUGGAUUUCACGCAAUAUAUUGCCAACAUCACCGAUCCUUCACUCCAGACGGAACCUGAAUGGAAACCUUACUACUCUGCCAAAGCAGACUACGGAUCAAAGCUCUCACCAGCCGUGAAAGACGCCGGGAUCGAGCUCACGCCGGCGUUCUGGCAUAAUGUCACUGUGGCUAUGGAGAAAGAUACCUCUGUCUUCCAAGACUUUUGGAGUCGACGAACUCGUGGGUUUAAUGUCCCGGCUUGUACUGGCGACUGCAUCAGUAAUGAGAUUUGCGCUCUUCGCGGUGCAGACGCUCAAUACUCAUGCUAUAAGCAGGCGCCUGGAUUCAGUUUUGAGAAACGGGAUGGAUCGGGUGUCUCGCAUCUUUCGGAGGAAAGUUUCCAGCAGCCGGAGUGUAAUCAUGCAGGGAUGGCGCCUCUUUUCGCGAAGAUUUCGCAUCGGGCGAAGCUUGCGAGGGAGAGGGGGAGUAGAGCUUGCAUCAAUUCGAGAUUACUAGAAUAUGCCAACCAUGCCAAUAGUUAUGCAUACCGACGACGCUGGAGCACUGUCACUAAAAUAUCAUCCUCUAACGGCCUUCGCGGAAAGGGACAAAUGUUGGACUUAAGGGGCAACAUCCAUUUCUUCGCCCCCAAAGCACGACGAUCUGACACAUCAGACCGCCUGAUGACUCGAUUGUCUCACUUGUUCUCUGCGGAGCAAUCUUGCUUUACUCUACUCCAGACUGGAUUAAGCGAGCCUUAG
Molecule: messenger RNA, 2118 nt
Organism: Penicillium cosmopolitanum
Lineage: Eukaryota; Fungi; Ascomycota; Eurotiomycetes; Eurotiales; Aspergillaceae
Product: sphingomyelin phosphodiesterase
Exons: 4
Coding region: 1-2118 (705 amino acids)
Molecular function (GO): hydrolase activity
Source: RefSeq, a predicted model, not a curated record